CAACCCACAUUGACUUGACAAGACCUCAUGCAGAUGCAUUUACUUUAUGAUCCUAAUUGUUGUAUAUAUAAUAAUCAUACCUAAAGCAUUAUCAUACUUAUAAUUUCGGUCAAAGGAAGAAAGAAGUGUUUGUUGGAGGAGCUAUAUAGCUAGUAUGAUGCAGCUCACAACUUCUCCAAUGGCUUCUUCAUUUCUGAUCCGUUUCAUUGUAUUAUUUGCUUUGUGCUACAAAACGAAGGGUUUGAUAAAGCUUCCACCAAAUGUUACAGUUCCAGCAGUGAUAGCAUUUGGAGAUUCAAUAGUUGAUUCAGGAAACAAUAACGACCUCAAAACUUUGGUCAAAUGCAAUUUCCCUCCUUAUGGCAAAGAUUUUCAAGGUGGUGUCCCAACUGGUCGUUUUUGCAAUGGAAAAAUCCCCUCAGAUAUACUUGCUGAACAAUUCGGUAUCAAGGGGUAUGUACCUGCAUAUUUGGAUCCAAAUCUCAAAUCCAGUGAUCUUCUUACAGGCGUAGGCUUUGCCUCCGGAGCUUCAGGAUAUGAUCCUUUGACACCACAAAUAGCGUCAGUAAUACCAUUAUCUGCUCAACUAGACAUGUUCAAAGAAUACAUUGGGAAGUUGAAAGGCAUUGUUGGUGAGGAAAGAACAAACUUCAUACUGGCCAAUAGUCUUUUUGUUGUUGUGGGAGGUAGUGACGACAUUGCCAACACCUAUUAUGUUGUUCAUGCCAGAUUGCAAUAUGACAUUCCUGCUUACACUGACCUUAUGUCCAACUCAGCCACUAAUUUUAUAAAGGAAAUAUAUAAACUUGGAGCUCGUAGAAUUGCUGUACUGGGUGCACCACCAAUUGGAUGUGUGCCAUCACAGAGAACUCUCGCAGGAGGGAUAGUAAGAGAGUGUGCAGAAAAGUAUAAUGAUGCAGCAAAGUUAUUCAACUCAAAACUCUCAAAGCAGCUUGAUUCUCUAAGUCAGAACUCACCCAAUAGCCGGAUAGUUUACAUUGAUGUUUACACUCCUCUACUUGAUAUCAUUGUCAACUACCAAAAAUAUGGCUUCAAAGUUGUGGACAGAGGUUGUUGUGGCACAGGGAAACUAGAGGUUGCAGUGUUAUGCAACCCUUUAGAUGCUACUUGUUCUGAUGCUUCAGAAUAUGUCUUUUGGGAUAGUUAUCAUCCUACAGAACGAGCAUAUAGAAAGCUCGUAGAUUCAGUCCUUGAAAGAUAUUUGAACAGAUUGAUAUGAGCUUCAUUGAUUUAAUUUGACUUCCAAGAUAGUUUAUCAUAUUUCUAUGGUGCAGCCAAAUUUGUAUUUUGAUGAGUUUAUUGAAUUGCUUACUUGAUUGCUUAAGUAUUUCUUUGGUGUGGGUGAUUGUUUAAGUUCUGUUACUUGGAGACUUCAUAUAUUCACAAAUAGGACGGACAUCCCUUGAUUUUUCUCUAUGAAAUGUAUCUUUCUAUUUGGCAA
Molecule: messenger RNA, 1462 nt
Organism: Medicago truncatula (barrel medic)
Lineage: Eukaryota; Viridiplantae; Streptophyta; Magnoliopsida; Fabales; Fabaceae
Product: GDSL esterase/lipase EXL3
Exons: 5
Coding region: 155-1240 (361 amino acids)
Molecular function (GO): hydrolase activity, acting on ester bonds
Source: RefSeq, a predicted model, not a curated record